UAUGACGAAUGCAGAGGACAGCUGGAGACUAAGCUUAAAGAUGUUAAAUACUUUYCAACUACCACUGACCUUUGGUCUAGUCUCACAUCUGAGCCAAAUCUGAGCCUCAUUAUGUUGAUGAGGAGUGGGCUYUUCAAAGCACAUGCUUGCAGACAGUGUAUUUUCUGGAGGAUCACACUGCCUAAAUAAUCAGUCGGGGCUGGAGGAUGCACUGGGAUCAUGGGGCCUAAGCGAAGACCGACAGRUGUGCAUCACAACAGAUAAUGGAGCCAAUGUAGUAAAAGCUGUUGCUCUCAAAGGCUGGACUCGGCUGCAGUGUUUCUGUCACCGGCUGCACUCAACUAUAGACCUCCAACAGGAACCGGUCCACAAGAAGCUCUGCAAGCAGGAGAGGAACUCCAGCCUGGACCAGGAGGGACCAGAGCCUCCACAAUUUAAAGACCACGAGGAACCAGAACCUCCACAGUUUGAGGACCAAGAGGAACCAGAACUUCCACAGUUUGAGGACCAAGAGGAACCAGAACUUCCACAGUUUGAGGACCAAGAGGAACCAGAACCUCCACAGUUUGAGGACCAGGAGGAACCAGAACCUCCACAAUUUGAGGAUCAGGAGGAACCAGAACCUCCACAGAUCAAAGUAGAGGAUGAGGAGUUCAGCACCAAUCAGGAGGAAGAUCAGCUCCACCUGAAGCAGGAGACUGAUCCGGUUCUGAUGACUGUUUUAUAUGAAGAAAGUGAACCAGAACCAGACAAGGAGCAGCUCAUCUCUCAGAGUUCUGCUGGACCUGAGGACCAGGAUCAGGAUUCAAGGUCAGAUGAGAAGAUGGAUCACACAGAGGGUCGUCAUGGUAACCAAGUAGGCCAAUCAGCAACAUCUGAGAGGUUGUUUCCUUGUGUAAUCUGUGGAGAAAUGUUUUUAGAGAAAUCACUGCAGAUCCGACAUGUGAAGGUCCACAGAGUCUGGAACCCGAACUGCGGUAAACUGAUGUAUUGUUGUCCCACCUGUGGGAAAAAGUUCGCUGCUUAUAGUCACUUAGUCGACCACGAGAGAACCCACACAGGMGAGAAGCCUUUUUCUUGUAAAGUUUGUGGAAAACGUUUUACAAGGCAGUCAUGUGUAAGUCGUCACAUGCUGAGCCACACAGGAGAGAAACCAUUUUCCUGUGAAAGGUGUGGAAAGAGUUUUAAAAGUCAACCAGAUGUAAAUUCUCACAUGCGAAUCCACGUAGGAGAGAAACCAUUUUCUUGUCAAAUUUGUGGGAAAAGGUUUUACCACAAAAAAUAUGUCAAUCAUCAUAUGAAGAUCCACAUGAGAGAAGCCAUUAUCUUGUAAAACGUGGAAAAUAUUUUCACCAAAAUGACACUCUUACUCAUCACAUGAAAGUUCACAUGGACUGAGCUGAUGUUCUUCUGUCAAAGAUGGAGAAAAGUUUCAUAUUUAGAUAUAAUUUCUAUCGCACUGACAGGUCUAAGAAAGGUGAUGUCACUCUUUUAUGUUAAAUCAAAUUGUAACACUUCAGUGGUUUGUCUAUAUCUGCUGCAGCAGUGUCCUGUGCUAGGCUGCUUCAAAUCCAUUAUUCCUGUUCCUAAGAAGCCACAGAUCAGUGCCCUCAAUGACUACAGGCCUGUGGCUCUGACGUCUGUAGCUAUGAAGUCAUCUGAGCGCCUGGUUCUCCCUCAUCUAAAGACCAUCACUGCCCCCCUGCUGGACCCGCUGUAGUUCGCCUACAGAAGAGAUAACGCUGUUAAMCUGGCCCUUCACUCCAUUUUGCAGCAUCUGGACACCCCAGGAACCUACGCGAGGAUCCUAUUUUUAGCUCUGCAUUCAACACAGUCCUGCCAGAUCUGCUCCAAACCAACGUACCUGACUCCACCUGCAGGUGGAUCACUGACUUCCGGACGGAUCAGAGGCAGUACGUGCCGCUGGGAAAAACUGUUUCAGAGACCUGGUCCCUCAGUAUCAGCUCCCCUCGGGGUUGUGUACUUUCUCCCCUGAUGUCCUGAUGCAUCUCAGUAAUCCAGGUAAAAAAUCAAAAAGAAAAAAAUUGUAUAGGUCUUCUGGAC
Messenger RNA from Austrofundulus limnaeus, 2064 nucleotides. Its product is annotated as zinc finger protein 2. Gene Ontology annotation, molecular function: DNA-binding transcription factor activity, RNA polymerase II-specific; RNA polymerase II cis-regulatory region sequence-specific DNA binding. Lineage: Eukaryota; Metazoa; Chordata; Actinopteri; Cyprinodontiformes; Rivulidae. The record is from RefSeq and is a predicted model, not a curated record. The coding region runs from base 143 to 1333 and encodes 396 amino acids. The transcript has 3 exons. Gene Ontology annotation, biological process: regulation of transcription by RNA polymerase II.